AUGUUUAGUCACUACCGCUAUAAAGAAAAUUCUUGCCAAAAAAGAGAGGCUAUACCAGACAAAUCUCGCGUAUCACUGACAUUUCUUCAGAAAAGAACCGAUUCAUCUAACGUCACUGUUGCAGUGGCCGUUGCUGUUCCCAUUGGUGCUAUUAUUAUAGUACUAUCCGUCGUUUUAAUAGUAGUAUAUAGGAGAUGCAAAAAAGAACCUUCUAUGCAGGAUUUUGACCCAAAUUUUGAGGGCGAUUUAUACUAUUUACCGAAGAUGGAUUCUUCUAUGAAUUCUGCAAACUCAGACAGCAAUGCCACAGAAAAGAGGUUUAUUUAUGGUGGUUAUGACGAUUUUUUGCAACCGUCAAUCGAAAACUCACAAUCUUUCAAAGAUUAUGUGAGGCGUAUCAAUGAGCAUGCACCCUCCGCUUAUAAUAUUGCUUCACUGGCUUCGCAGAAUAACAGCAAGUUAUCGGUCCCCUCCAAGCACAUUGACCUUUCGAAUAAGAUUUCUUUCGAAUCGUUAGAGAAUUCUGAGCUGAUUGUUUCACCACAACACUCAAAUACUGGGCAAGACUGUGAUCAAAGAUGUGAUAGUACGUCAAAUCCUGAUGUAAAUGAAAAGUCCAGCCAUAACAACGAUAAUCGACUUAAAUCGAAUUAUACGAGUCGUAGCGGGCUCGAGCCUCAGUGUUCGAGAGAGGAGGAAGAAAAUAUUGACAGAAUAAGAAGCAUUUAUAACAUUUAUUUUGAGAAAAGUAAUAGCACGAUACGAUCCUCUGUAACUUCUUCGAUACGGCGUGACUCUAAAUUAAACAUCGCUACAAGAAAAAGUGUAAAUAUGAGCUCUCAAGACAAUCCAAAUGAUACUACAUUAAUUGAACAGAGUCACUUCGGAAGUACAACUGUCCAAGAAAUUGAUUCCAGUUCCAGCGCCAAUGAGGAAUAUGAAGAUGCAACUGAUUAUCUGCAAGUGCCGGCACCACAAGAGAAUAAAAACAUUGCAUCGUCAGUAUAUUCAGAAGUAGCAACCAGAGAAAAAGUGAUUCCCGAAUCGUCUCUAUCUCUUACAUUCCCACCACCGAAUGGUCUUUCAACGAGAAUUACCUCAUCAAUAUAUUCUGACACGGUCGCUAAGGACCAUAUUCACUCUGCAAAGGCUCCCGUACGGGCCCUUUCGGAGGGUUCGGGUCAGUCAAAUCUUACUUCUGCUCAGCAAUAUUCUACAUAUUUUAUAGAUCACUGCAACCAGAGCAAUGAUGACAAUUACUACUAUAAUUAUCCCCUCCCGUUAGAACAUCCUCAAAAUUAUGAGAACAUCGGAGAUUUGCCCACGCCUACCCAAUUCAUUUAUUCCACCUCUUCGCAUUCCUUGACGUCAUUCAAAGGAAGGCCUAAACCUCCAAAAACACUAAAACAUGUACCUACAGCUAGGCUUAAUGGGACAGCGUUGAAUCCAAUGGAUCAUCCUGAAAUGUUUUACAGUUCGCCUACGAAAAUACCGUCAACAUCUUUGACAAAGCAAUUUUGUACGCCCCUUCCAUAUCAGCUUAGACAAAGUGUUGUUAUGACCAACCCAUCAGAACUUUCUAUGAAACCUCGCUAUAAGCCUGCAGGAUCUUUAAGAAAUUUAAUAAAGGCCCAAUAUCUCCCUGGUAACUCAUCCACUACAACAUCAUCUUCUUUAUCACAACCGCCGUCAACGUUGUCAAAUGCAAUAAAUUUCCGUGUUAGUGGGUUAUUGGAUGACACUGACAUCUUGCAGCCUCCUAGUGUGGGGGAAAUCUUACCUUUUAAAGCUUCUACGGAAGACUUAAGGAAGCAACUGGGCACAUCCCAUAAUUACGAAAUAACACCGUACGAGAAUGUACAUGUAUAA
Molecule: messenger RNA, 1869 nt
Organism: Saccharomyces cerevisiae S288C
Lineage: Eukaryota; Fungi; Ascomycota; Saccharomycetes; Saccharomycetales; Saccharomycetaceae
Gene: TOS2
Product: Tos2p
Exons: 1
Coding region: 1-1869 (622 amino acids)
Cellular component (GO): plasma membrane; cellular bud membrane
Source: RefSeq, marked reviewed